AUGCACUUCAAGAGCGCCCUUUUCUUCGGCCUCGCCGCCGCAUCCUGCGUCACCGCUGCCCCGCUGUUGGAAGCCCGCAAAAUCGUGGCCCAUGACUCCCUCAACCCGUGGCCGGUAACCGUCCGGAACAAUACAGAGGGCGACGCCAUAAAGCGCUUCAAUCCGCAGCUCCACAUCGCACACGGCUGCCAGCCCUACACCGCCGUGAAUGAGGCCGGGGACACCAGCGGCGGUCUCCAAGAGACGGGCUCCUCCACCGGCGGGUGCCGCGACACCUCCAAAGGCCAAACCUACGCCCGGGGCGCGUGGCACAAAGACCGCUACGCCAUCAUGUACGCCUGGUACUUCCCCAAGGACCAGCCCACCGACGGCGUCUCCGCGGGCGCGCACCGGUACGACUGGGAGAACGUCGUGCUCUGGCUGGACGACCCGGCGCUUCCGACUCCCUCCGUCCUCGGCGCCGCCGCGUCGGGGCACGGCGACUACAAGAAGACGACGAACCCGCAGCGGAACGGGGACAGCCUGAUGGUCGAGUACUUUACGAAUUUCCCGACGAAUCACGAGCUGCAGUUCAAGACGAGUGAGGGGGUCACGUACGCGUUGGUGGAUUGGGACGCCAUGACCGAGCCGGCGAGGGAGGCGUUGCAGGUUACGGAUUUUGGGAAGGCGAUCACGCCGUUUAAGGAUGGGAGUUUUGUGUCGAAUUUGGAUAAGGCUUGGGUUUGA
This is a messenger RNA of Diplodia corticola, 726 nucleotides long. Its product is annotated as necrosis and ethylene inducing peptide 1. The coding region runs from base 1 to 726 and encodes 241 amino acids. Lineage: Eukaryota; Fungi; Ascomycota; Dothideomycetes; Botryosphaeriales; Botryosphaeriaceae. The record is from RefSeq and is a predicted model, not a curated record. The transcript is spliced from 2 exons.